GUCCUCUCUUUUCUUUGCUUCUCUUCAAACUUUUCAAAAAGUAAAGAAUUAGAAAAACAACCCCUUUUUUCCAAUUUUCUUCCUCUCUUUUCCCUCUCCUAAUAUUCUCUCUCUCUUCAAAGCAUCAUUCAAAAAAACUUGUUUCUGCUUCCUGCAACUAAUCCUACAAUCACAAUGUUACUUGCUACAGUUGUUUGAACAUCUGGGGAUCUUUUCCUUUGAUUAAUACCUGAGAUUUUCAAGAUAUUCUUGAGGUUCUAUUAAUUUGUCUAUGAUACACUUCGGCAACUGUUUCUGCCUGAUCUUAGCUUUGGGAGUUGGGGUGGUUGUGACACCUAAUCCACUUUUGAGUUUGAGUAAAGCUGGUGUAGAACUGAAAUUUUCUUGGCAAGAAAAGAAAUAAAAGUUUUAUAUGUUCUUAUGCUAAAUUUUAAAUUAUGACAAGAGUCGGUCGAGAUUUUGGUAAUACAAUGCAAAAGGAGGCUGUUCCGCCUGUUUCAGCUGAUGUGGUCUUUGCUUCGAGUCGGUUCCCAAAUUACAAAAUAGGAGCAAAUAAUCAGAUUUUGGAGGUGAAAGAAGAUGUCAAGGUAUUAUCUAUGAAAGAGGUUGUAGCAAGGGAGACUGCUCAGUUGUUGGAUCAGCAGAAACGCCUCUCGGUUCGUGAUCUGACGAGCAAAUUUGAGAAAGGCUUGGCUGCUGCAGCCAAGUUGUCAGAUGAGGCAAAGCUAAGAGAGGCCGCUUCAUUGGAGAAACAUGUCCUUCUUAAGAAUCUUAGAGAUGCAUUAGAAUCAUUGAAAGGGCGCGUGGCUGGUAAAAACAAAGAUGAUGUGGAGGAAGCCAUUGCUAUGGUUGAGGCUUUGGCUGUGCAACUCACUCAGAGGGAAGGAGAGCUCUCUCAGGAGAAGGCAGAAGUAAAAAAGCUAGCAACGUUUCUGAAGCAGGCUUCUGAGGAUGCUAAAAAGCUUGUGGAUGAAGAAAGGGCUUUUGCUCGAGCAGAAAUUGAGAAAGCCAGAGAGGCUGUUCAGAGAGUUGAGGAGGCUCUUCAGGAACAUGAACGAAUAUCCCGGGCCUCAGGACAGCAGGACAUAGACGAGUUAAUGAAAGAAGUCCAAGAGGCUCGAAGGAUAAAGAUGCUUCAUCAGCCUAGUAAGGUCAUGGACAUGGAACAAGAGCUUAAGGCACUAAGGCAUCAGCUUGAAGAAAAGUCGAAGCGUUCUCUUCAGCUCCAGAAAGAGCUGGCCAUAAGCAAGAGUGGUGAGAGAAACAUGUAUGAAGUAGAUGGUACUGAAGCAUUGGGCUCAUAUUUAAGACUGCGUCCAUGUUCUGAAAAUGCACCAGACCUUUCAGAAUGUUCAUUGCAGUGGUAUCGGUUAACAUGUGAUACUGGAAAAAAAGAACCGAUUUCAGGGGCUACCAAACCAAUUUAUGCCCCUGAGCCGUUUGAUGUCAGCCGGACAUUACAAGCUGAGAUAGCAUUUGAUGGCCAGAAGAUAAUAGUGGAAACUACUGGACCUAUUGAUCCUGCUCCAGGUUUAGGGAACUAUGUGGAAGCAUUAGUACGGAGGCAUGACAUUGAAUUUAAUGUUGUCAUUAUCCAGAUGAAUGGCUCUGAUUAUUCAUCCCCGUCUAUACAUGUACUGCACAUAGGAAAGAUGAGAAUGAAACUCUGCAAGGGGAAAACAACCCUGACGAAGGAGUACUAUUCUGCUUCAAUGCAGCUUUGCGGCGUUAGAGGUGGUGGAAAUGCUGCAGCCCAAGCUGCUUUCUGGCAACCGAAGUCUGAUGUUUCAUUUGUAUUAGCUUUUGAGUCAGAAAGAGAAAGAAAUGCAGCUAUUAUGCUGGCAAGGCGGUUCGCAUUUGACUGCAAUAUCAUGCUAGCUGGACCAGAUGACAGAACUGCUAUCGGAUCCUAGAAAGUAGCUAGUUUUGAUGUAGGGAGUUGUAAUUAUACUGAUUUCACUGUAUUAUUUUGUUGUAAUUCUAGAUUGAGAAUGUAGUGAAUCUCUUGGUUGUAGUGUGUGGGUUGCCGCUAGCUCUUUGUUGCCUUUUCUUUUCCUUCUCUUCUCCAUUGUAGUAGGCAAAAGGCAGCCUUUUAGAGUGGCCGUCAAUUGAGAUGAGUUUGUACAUCUGUGUAUGUUAAACGCUUCAUUUUGAAUGAAUGAUAUGAUGAAUUAAUAUGCAGAAGAAUAGUAGAGGAAAUUGCUUGAGUUUCUAAAUAACUCUCAGAGAAUGUUGAUUGUUAUAAUGUCUUGUUUCUUUCUGCAACCCCUUUUCAUGUAAUCAUUUGUAUAAGAACUUUGGUACAAGGUUAGAUCUUGAUUCACGAUUUAGUUGUGGUUGAUGAUGAGAAUUUCUUUUUUUU
Messenger RNA from Oldenlandia corymbosa var. corymbosa, 2362 nucleotides. Lineage: Eukaryota; Viridiplantae; Streptophyta; Magnoliopsida; Gentianales; Rubiaceae. The record is from the annotation of a GenBank genome assembly.